UCUGGCUGGAUCCGAGGUGGCUUUAACGUAUGUUUACCUAUUGACAUACAUGGUAGCCACAGUCCACAUCUACCCCGGCGCGCGGUAAUGCGGUUUCCCUUGCCGUACAAUAUUGGUGAAUAUUUCGCGCCUGGCACGAUCGAUGAAAAGUUACGUUGUGAAGCUGCUACAUACGUGUGGCUGAACAAGCACUGUCCAACAAUCCCUUUGCCUAGGCUGCUUGGUAUGGGGUUUCCAGGGUCUCAAUCCGUAGGUUCUCGUGGCCAUUUGGCAGAUCUCCGUCCGCUGACUGUAUCGUGCUCAGUUUACUGCCAUAGAAAACGAGACUUGGCCGAACCGAAUUCUUUGGCACUUCCGUAGAAUCUGGAACUCAUUGCGAGGAUUCGAGACGAUCCCAUGUUCUGCUAGCAAAAGAGCUGGCCUCGCCAACACCGGCUACCUACUUCUGGAGUGGGUACCGAAUGGCAAAGAUGUUGUCCUCCAGCUGGCUAAAACAUCGCGACGAUGAGACUCGGCGUGACAACCUGUACCACGGACUUGCCAAAAUGAUAUUGGAUUUAGCCAAGGUUCCACUCCACCGUAUAGGCGCAUGGACUAAUG
Messenger RNA from Aureobasidium subglaciale EXF-2481, 600 nucleotides. RefSeq lists its product as uncharacterized. NCBI's taxonomy places the organism in Eukaryota, Fungi, Ascomycota, Dothideomycetes, Dothideales, Saccotheciaceae. The record is from RefSeq and is a predicted model, not a curated record. The coding region runs from base 88 to 360 and encodes 90 amino acids. The transcript has a single exon.